AUGGGAUUCUAUAUUCAAGAUCUUCAUCGACAGAUCGAUGGGCUACGUUCGAAUAGUAAUGAGUUGUUACCAGAAGUUCUAUAUCGUGGACAAGGAAUGACAAAUGAUGAUUGUGAAAAAAUGAAAAAAAACAUAGACGGUAUGUUGUCCUUUAACAAUUUCUUAUCGAUAACUGCCAAUCAAGUUGUAGCACUCAUAUUUGUGGAGAGUAACAAACAGAAUACCAAGGGGA
Messenger RNA from Rotaria sp. Silwood1, 232 nucleotides. Lineage: Eukaryota; Metazoa; Rotifera; Eurotatoria; Philodinida; Philodinidae. The record is from the annotation of a GenBank genome assembly.